Messenger RNA from Sinocyclocheilus grahami, 4228 nucleotides. RefSeq names its product putative RNA-binding protein 15B. Bases 281 to 2716 code for a protein of 811 amino acids. The record is from RefSeq and is a predicted model, not a curated record. The transcript has a single exon. NCBI's taxonomy places the organism in Eukaryota, Metazoa, Chordata, Actinopteri, Cypriniformes, Cyprinidae. Gene Ontology annotation, molecular function: RNA binding.
CACAACUAACGUCACGCGAUAUGUUCCGACGUCAGUAGUCUCCUCCCACUCGCGCAGCGCGCACAUUCCUUUUGUCCAAGAUGGCGGAAUAGAUGUAGCUGAGGGGACGCUAAUGUUUGCUGUUUUAUGUUUAUCUGCGAAAUUCAACAUCCAGGCGAACGGUUUCCCUUGCAGACGUUAGUUAAGACCCUCCUCACGGAUGUGCAAAAUCUCCCGGAGCCGUGAGAUUUCACCUCGGAGCUGAUUUUAUAUAUUUUUGCGGCGGGAGCAUCACUGUAAAAUGAAGCGGCAGGCCGAGCGCGACGCGAGUCCGUCCAGAACGCUCGCCAAACGCGUCCGCGAGCGGGACCGAGAGCGCGAACCGAACCCGCCCCUCGCGCUGCUGCUCGCCGAGAGCCGAGCUUAUCACAAACGAAGCCGCAGCCGAGAGCGGGAAAAACCGCGCGUCCGUGAGGAGAGAGAGAGUCUGCAUCACCGCCCGCAUCAUGAACUGGGUCUGCUGGGUCGAUCCCCUCUCCGAACCACCUCAGUCCUGCCUAAAGGUAAGACCCCAUCCGCAGACACGGUGGGAGCGCGACUAGAAUACAAGACACUACUUAUCAGCAACCUUGGAUCGCAGCUUUCUGAUGAGCAUGUAGAGGACGGACUGUUUCAUGAGUUUAAAAAGUUCGGGGAUGUGAGCAUCAAGCUGUCUCACACGCCAGAACUGGGUCGCAUUGCCUAUGUCAACUUCAGACACACGGAAAACGCGCGGGAAGCGCGUCAUGCCAAAACCAGAUUGGUGCUAUAUGAUCGUCCACUCAAAGUUGAGCCCAUGUACAUGCGGCGUCGCAGUGUCACUCCUCCAGAUGUGAGUUAUGUGUCUCUGCACAGUGCUGCCUACACUUACAGGCAGCGGUCUCUUUCACCGGGCGCUGGGAGUAGUGCCUUUCGAGAUAUGAGACCCAGGAAUUACGUUGAAGGUAUGGGACUCAGCAGGGACCGCGUUUUGGACUAUUAUAGCGCAUUGGAGGAGAGAAGCCGUGCCUAUGCAUAUCAGCUUCCUGAGGAGGACUUAAAACCAGAGGACGAUCAGAGAGCCACAAGGAAUUUGUUCAUUGGCAACUUGGAUCAUAACAUUUCUGAGGUGGAACUACGACAAGGAUUUGACAAGUAUGGAAUUAUUGAAGAAGUCAUUAUUAAGCGGCCCGCUCGUGGACAAGGAGGUGCUUAUGCUUUUCUUAAAUUUCAAAACUUGGAUAUGGCUCACCGGGCCAAAGUGGCCAUGCAGGGACGUAUGAUUAACGGCAACCCGAUUAAGAUCGGAUACGGGAAGGCCAAUCCGACGACUCGGCUAUGGGUGGGUGGACUUGGCCCGAACACCUCGCUGGCUGCUUUAGCCCGUGAAUUUGAUCGCUUUGGGAGUAUUCGCACCAUAGACUAUGUGAAAGGAGAUAAUUUUGCUUACAUUCAUUACGAGAGCCUGGAUGCAGCCCAGGCUGCUUGUGCGCAAAUGCGCGGCUUCCCUCUGGGCGGUCCGAAUCGUCGGCUGCGUGUGGAUUUUGCUAAAGCUGAGGAGACUAGGGCGUACCCUCAACAAUACCAGCCGCCUUUGCUCCCGCCUCCACAUUACGAUCUUCUAGCUGAUGGUUACGGACGCCAUCACAGCCUGGAGCGAGAACUGAGAGCGAGGGCUCGCUCACCCUCACACCCCCUGUUCGUGGAGCGAGAAAGAGAGCGGCUUUCGGACCGAGACUGGAGUCCGCCUAAAGGAAUUGAACGGCGAGCAAACCCGGAGGCGUUUGGGCGGGUCAGGCAGCGCAGUCGUAGCCGCAGCAGGGAGCGCUGGGUAAAGGAACGAGAGCUAGAACGCGGGAAAAACUGGGAGGAGCGGCGCAAGCGAAGGAGCCUCAGUCCCGUCGACUGUCCUGCAGAGGAACGCGGUAGGUCAAAGCUCAGAGGCGGAGCACCGUCUACUCCUGAAGACAGCCCGGAUAGGGGUUGCGGCCGUCUACCGGACUCCACCUCAGAACCUCUUGAUCACACCCCUGACAUCAGCAGACACUCCAGCGAUGAACGUCCUGCGCAGGACGAACCUUUGCAUCCAAGGAAGGAGGAGCGCGAUCGCAAUCACCGCAAAAGCGAGAGCGACCCUGACUCACAGACGGACAAGUCCAAAACAGACUCCAAAAAGCCCAGCACGCUCUCCGAAUACGCCCAGACAUUGAGUCGCGUGUGGCACGGUUCUCUCGUUCUUAAAAACAGCUGCUUCCCCACAAACAUGCACAUGCUUGAGGGGGGCGUGAACUUUCUCCUCGCCCUCAUGAAAGACAACCAAUCAGGCGGUUCCAAGAUCACGCAGCUUAAAAUCGCUCAGCGGCUGAGGUUGGAUCAGCCCAAACUGGACGAGGUGACGCGACGCAUCAAGUUAGGCAGCCCGGAUGGCUACGCUGUCCUCCUCGCCGUCCAGGGGCCCAUGGACCGCGAUGCCCCUCCUCCAGAACCGGGCCUUCAACAGCGCCUUCUCCGCAACCUGGUGACGUACCUCAGGAACAAGCAGGCAGCAGGAGUCAUCGGCUUGCCCCUUGGCGGCCCCAAAGAACGAGAGAUGGGGGGCAUGCUGUAUGCCUUUCCUCCAUGUGACUUCUCACAGCAGUAUCUCCAGACUGCUCUGAAAACUCUUGGGAAACUUGAGGAGGACCACCUGGUCAUCGUGGUUGUUAGAGACUCACCUUAACACUUCAAUUCCAACUCUAGAACGUUCCACACAGAUUGUAUGCCUUUUUAUGAUUUUAGGAUGGAUGUACCUUUUUACUUUAAUACUCCCACAUUUGAUCAGCGUUUUCUUAACGUUUUGGAAAUUGAAUAGCAUCCCCAGAGAAAUUGUUUUAUAAACUUGCAAAUGAGUUUCCCGCCAAGGGGUUUUAAAUUUCUCUCAGCAGUGUUCAACAUUUUCAGUUUUAUUCUAUUUAAAAAUGUUUUAUAUAAUUGCAUGCACAAGCAAUUUGACUGAAGUCCCCUUCCGGUGGUUCGCUAUAAUGGGCGUAAAAGAUCCUGGACCUCAUUUUUAAAACUCUAAUUUGUGUGAAUUGCUCAAAUCCAUUCGUCAUUGAACUGUCGCAUUCAGUACACUCAUUAAGGUCUGUUGAUGGAAAUUCAAGUAUAAUAAUUUGUUAGUGGCUUUUUACUCCAUAACACAUACAGUAACAGUUCUUCCCUUCCAUGUUACAUCCGCUGUCCGUUUCACAAACCCUAGAUGUUUUAUUUUGUUUCUCAGAAAUAAAACAGUACUUGGCAUGGCAGUAUGUUCAGUUCAGGUGAGGCGUUUGCGUCAUAACUGACGGCAUCUACCUCUUUAAUCAUGUAACACAUCAGGUAUGCUUGACAAAAUGAAGUUAGUCUUUGAGCCCACUGCAUUUUUAUUGUAGUUUGUUACAAAUAUGCACCUGCAGCACUAACAGAAAGGUCAUGUGGCCAUACGAGUACUGUACUGAUCCAGACACACUAAUGUUUGUAAGCUUUACGAACACUACACUACUUUAAGCUUGUGUGACUGUUUGUUUGUACGCAGGAAUGUAUUCUUAAGCCUUAGCUGUUUUUCAACUGCCCUCCACUGAAUGACUAUUUGCCAAGUCAUUUUAACCCAUUGAGCCAACACGUUUUAAACAAGUGCUUCUCUAAAAUGUCCAGAGAUUUGAAGCUCAUAAUAAUGUAUGAGCCAGAAACAAGUGUUAUUUUCAGAUUUUAGUUAAUGAUGGAGUUUGAAAGUCCACCCGCCAACACUACAACCCUUUGCACUGAACAGUAAUUUUCCAUUGUUCAUUUUUAAUCAUGUUGUUGUUUUACCCUUCUUUUAUCACUCCUUUUUUGUAAUACUUUUUUUUUUCUUGAAAUCUGUAUGCAAAACAUGUAUGGCAUAUAAAAAAGUAAACAUUUCAUGUGCUUGUUUUUAAAUCGUACCGCCAUCAUUAUUUGCAAAACUGCAUUCAAUGUUCAAUGUCAGGAUUUUUUUAUCGCCGAGCAUAAAUCCUGUCUCCAUGGUUACCUUUCCAUCUCAGUCCUGCCUACAAAAAAGUUGAAGGUUAAAGUGGUAACCAAGCAACCACAUCCAACAUUUAAAAAAAAAAAAAAGAUUCCAGAGUUCAAAUGAGGCUUGACUGUGAAGUAGCUUAGAGUAACCACUAGGUGACAGUAUGGUCAAAGAAAAAACAACCUUAACUCAACAUAUAAAACCAGCGAAUUCCUGCUG